Messenger RNA from Aureobasidium namibiae CBS 147.97, 963 nucleotides. RefSeq lists its product as uncharacterized. The coding region runs from base 1 to 963 and encodes 320 amino acids. Gene Ontology annotation, cellular component: membrane. Gene Ontology annotation, molecular function: transmembrane transporter activity. The transcript is spliced from 2 exons. The record is from RefSeq and is a predicted model, not a curated record. Lineage: Eukaryota; Fungi; Ascomycota; Dothideomycetes; Dothideales; Saccotheciaceae. Gene Ontology annotation, biological process: transmembrane transport.
AUGUUGGCUCUCCAUGUGGUAGGCUUCUUCGCAGUUCCCAUCCCCUUGUGGUUGAUGGGUGAAAGAAGCAGUAUGCACGAUGUCUUCUUCACCUUCGAAGACAAUGCGGAUUGGGGAAGUGUAGGAACCGCUUGUUUGGUUGGUCUACUGGGACCGACCAUGACGCUUAUCGAAGGCGAUUCGACUGUGCAUCUGGGCGAAGAGAUUAGGGAUGCGUCGAGGACAUUGCCGUUGUCGAUGGUGUUUACGUCUUUGGUGAACUAUGCUGUUGGCUUCAUCAUGACUGUCACCGUCAUGUAUUCUUAUGUUGCGGUCAUCUAUGCUGCUACUGGAUCAAAGACCGCAACGACGAUUCUGACUGCACUCAUCCUGGUUCUGUUCUUCUGCACGGCCAUCAAUGCAGUCACGGCUUCUUCGCGUCAGCUAUCUGCUUUUGCUCGAGACGGCGGCCUACCAUUCUCGAAUACUUUGGCAAAAGUUGAUGCUAGGACUGGUUUACCCAUCAAUACGCUGCUCGCAACAUUCGGCGUCACCUUCGUCUUGUCGUGGAUUAUUUGCAGGUCAAGCAUCGCUUUCCAGAACAUAACUUCAAUCACCAUUGUUGGGCUUUUGCUGUCAUACGGUACAACCACUGCAACUAUGCUUUAUAGGCGAUGGAGCGGCGUACCGCUUCCUGCAGCUCGUUGGAGAUAUCCACAAGCUUUUGGAUAUCUGGUUAAUGUGUUGGCAUUGUGUUUCGUCACGAUUGCUUUCGUUUUUGCAUACUUUCCGACAGCACGGCAUUCUUCUGCAGAAUCGAUGAAUUGGAGUGUGGUUGUCAGUCUUGCGGUGGUGAGUGUUGCGGCGGUUUAUUACUUCGUUCGUGGGUCGAGUACAUUCGAGAGGCCUGCAGUGAGAAUGAAGAAAGCUGAGGAUGACAGUAUGGUCGCCAUGGAGGAUAUUGUAGUGCACGGAAAGCAAUGA